AUGCUGUCUGUGAUCAGCAGUCAGGGUGAACUUUGUAACACCAAAUCCUAUUACAUCAUCCUAUUCACAAGAGAGAACAAUGGCUUGGAAUGGGACAAUGGCCAUGGAGAUUCAGGGAAGUACAAAGCGGGAAUCCGGGGCUCCUCCUCCGCCCGCUGCGCAGCCAUCAAUCACCGCGACAGCCCAAGUGCCCCCUGCCCGGACACAACAACCCUCCUGCUUUUCCACCCGGGGGAGGAAAUCUCCGGUCCUGCACACUGGCUGGACUCACCAGUGGGGUCCGCGCUGGGAAUCAAAGCUGUGCGACACCGGGUGCGGGCACAGGGGGUGGGGUCUCCGCUGCCACCGCCCCUUACCUCGCGCGGGCCCUCCCCGCAGGUCCCGGAGGCGGGGGCGACCGAGGGGAGGGGAGGGGAGAGGAGAGGAAAGAGGAGGAGGGGAGUGAAGGGCUUUGUGUUUGCCUCGGGCCGUCCCUCGGCAGUAGGGAGCCAUCCCCCUCCCCCAGCCACCUUCCUGAGCUCGCAGAGGAGAUGGGGCGGGGGUGAUCGGAUCGGAGGCAGCGACCAAGGCGCCUGCGCGACCCCAGGUCCGGCCCAUCCCUCCAUUCCCUCUAACCGCCAGCCCCCGCCCCUCUUGACAACCACCCGCUACGCUUACCCGGUUACAAGGAACCCAGGCUGCAACCAGGAAAAACUGCCAUCAGAAAGUUUAUCUAAGCCGGAGCAAACUUGGCUGGACCGGCCCCUGACCCGCCUUGGCGCCGCCGCCCCUGUCUUCUGCGGUCCCCGGCCAGGCGAGGACCAGAGUUUUGUUCUCGGAGAUUCUUGCCUUUCUUGUUUUAGCACAAACGCGCACGCACCCCUUUCCCAUAACGAGCCCCUCCGCCCAACUACAGAUCUCGGGAUCUGUUGCAGGGGCUGGAAAGGCCCCACUGGAGAGGCCUGA
This is a messenger RNA of Gorilla gorilla gorilla (western lowland gorilla), 945 nucleotides long. RefSeq lists its product as uncharacterized. The record is from RefSeq and is a predicted model, not a curated record. Lineage: Eukaryota; Metazoa; Chordata; Mammalia; Primates; Hominidae. The coding region runs from base 1 to 945 and encodes 314 amino acids. The transcript has 4 exons.